Molecule: messenger RNA, 6869 nt
Organism: Orbicella faveolata
Lineage: Eukaryota; Metazoa; Cnidaria; Anthozoa; Scleractinia; Merulinidae
Cellular component (GO): extracellular region; extracellular matrix
Molecular function (GO): chitin binding; protein binding
Source: RefSeq, a predicted model, not a curated record
AGCAACAACAACAACUGCCAAGUCACCGGAGACAACAACAUUAACUACCACCAAGCCACCAGAGAUGACAACUACUUCUACCAAGUCACCAGAAACAACAACAGCAACAACAACAACAACAACAAGAACUGCCAAGUCACCAGAGACAAAAACAUUAACUACCACCAAGCCACCAGCGACAUCAACAACAACUACAACAGUGUCACCAGAGAUAACAACAACAACUACUACCCAGUCACCAGGAACAACAACAACAAGAACUGCCAAGUCAUCAGAAACAACAACAACAACAACAACAGCAACAACUGCCAAGUCACCAGAAACAACAACAACUACUACCAAGUCACCAGAGAUAACAACAACUACUUCUACUACCCAGUCACCAGGAACAACAACAACAACAACUGCCAAGUCACCAGAAACAACAACAACAACUACCACCAAGUCACCAGAGAUAACAACAACUACUUCUACUACCCAGUCACCAGGAACAACAACAACAACAACUGCCAAAUUACCAGAGACAAAAACUACUUCUGCCAAGUCACUAGGAACAACAACAACUAUUACCAAGUCACCAGAAGCAACAAGACCAACAACAACUGCCAAGUCACCAGAGAUAACAACAACUACUUCUACUACCCAGUCACCAGGAACAACAACAACAACAACUGCCAAGUCACCAGAGACAAAAACUACUUCUGCCAAGUCACCAGAAACAACAACAACUAUUACCAAGUCACCAGAAGCAACAAGACCAACAACAACUGCCAAGUCACCAGAGACAACAACAACAACAACAACAAAUACCACCAAGCCACCAGCGACAUCAACAACAGCUACCACCCAGCCACCAGAAACAACAGUAAUAACGUCCAAGUCACCAGAACCAAAAACAUCAGUUACCAAGUCAUCAGAAACCAUAACAACAACAACAACUUCGAAGACGGUUGGAACAAAAACAACAACAGCCAAAUCACCAUAUAAAACAACGACAAUUUCGAAAUUACCAGGAACAACAUCAGCAACUACAAAGUCACCAGGAACGAAAACUGCAAUUUCCAAGUCGCCAGAAAUAAAAACAACAACUUUUAAGUCACCAGGAACAAAUACAAUUCCUAAAUCACCAGAAACUACUAUCACUUCCACACUACCAGAAACAAUAAUAACGGCAACAUCAAAAACAACUUCCAAAUCACCAUCAACAAUACCAACAAAACCACCAGGAACAGCAACAAAAUCAAAAACAACAACAAUCACCUCUAAAUUACCCGAAAUAACAACAGCUUUCAAAUCACCAGUAGUGACAACUUAUAAAUCACCGACAAAAACAAUAACAAGAAAUUCCAAAACGCCAGUGACAACAACUUUUCAAUCACCAGAAACAAAAACAACAACAGCAACAGCAACUUCAAAAUCAUCAGAAACAUCGAGAGGAUCGUCUAAGCCACCUGAAACAACAACGUCCACACUACCAGGACUAACAACUUUCAAAUCAUCUGAAAUGACAACAACAACAAUAUCAUCACCAGGAGCAACAACAGCAGAAACGACGGUAAAAGAGCCAAAAACAACAGUUUCUCCAACAAUUCCUUUGUGUCCACAAAACAGAGUGUACACACCGUGUAAAUCAAGUUGUGAUGAGACUUGUCAGCAUAUGAACAACACGUGCACUCCUUCACCUUCACAAGGUUGUAAUCCUGGAUGUAAGUGCCCGGAUGGGACCGUUUUUAAUGGUACAUAUUGCGUAAGACCAGCUGAUUGCAUUUGUUAUUCUAAUGGGAAGUAUUACGAUCCAGGCGCCACUUGGAACAACACUUGUGAGAGGUGUUGGUGCUGGAAUAACAGAGUUAUAUGCCAGGCUAUACGCUGUCCUCCUCUCCUUCACUGUCCUUCAGACAACUUAAUAGCUUUGAUACUCCCUGGCGAAUGCUGUCAGACCUGUGUAGAAAAGAACGUUACCACUUGCUCUCCAUCUGACUACAGAUGCAAUGAUGGCAGGUGCAUGACGAAGCAUUGGUUAUGCGAUGGACAGGAAGAUUGCAGAGCCGGUGAAGAUGAGAGAAACUGCACAAGUAUAUCAUCAUGCUUUAAGCCUUUGGGAUUGGCUGACCGAUCAACUCCAGAUAACUUCUUCACAGCCUCUUCGUCAGUCGACGUUUACUAUCGACCAGGAGAAGCAAGACUUAACAAUUUACACGUAGUAGGACGGGGAAGUGGUGCCUGGUGCUCAGGACCUCAAGACAAGGCACCAUAUUUGCAAAUCUAUCUAGGAUCUUUUCGUAAAGUAACUGCAGUGUCCACCCAGGGACAUCCAGUGCUUCACAAAUGGGUGACAAUGUUUAGGUUGUCAUACAGCUUAAAUGGAGUUACCUGGAUCAAGACAAAAGAGACGUUUCAAGCAAAUACGAACCACUCCACCAUUUUUACUAACAAGUUACCACAGCCAAUCAUCGCUCAGUAUAUCCGAGUGCAUGCGGAACAGUGGUAUAUUGGCGCGUGCUUGAGAGUGGAGUUCUACGGCUGCACAGUCGGAGCUUCUGUCCCCAUUCCUCCAACGACGCCAAUUGAGUGUAGAGAUUUUAGAUGUGACAAUGGGGAGUGCAUAAGUAAAAGCUUGCUGUGCGAUGGAGAUGAUGACUGUGGCGAUGAAUCAGACGAGAUAUUUUGCAACAGCACUUGCAAAGAAUUCCGCUGUAACAAUGGCAGCAGAUGCAUUUCCUUCAAAUCGCUUUGUGAUGGCCAGCAAGAUUGUUUUGAUGGCGAAGAUGAAGAUCAUUGUCCAACCUCACCCAACUUAACAGGUCCACAUGCUGUCAUGACCACCAAAACGUCCAUGAACAUCACAUCCACGUUUGAAACGACAAAGAUGACCUCACGCAAAAGCGAGUCGACUACGAACGUUUACACUACCGGAUCGACGACUACGCGGAUGACAACGAAGAUGAUGUCACCCAAAUCGGAAACACAAACUCUCCCUACUCAGAUCACGACAAAGUUGUCUUCACCGACAUCAGCACCAACAACCAGAGGCACAACAGUAGCAGCAAAUACUUCGAAGGUGUGCCGAGAUGAAUGCACGUGCUUCAUGAAUUGUGCUGGAAACAUCAUAUGCCCAUUCAGUGGACUAUGCUCAAACUGCACCUGCAGCAAUGGGACACUAAUGCGUGCAAAUCGAUGUGUUGUACCCAUGCCUUCGCCGUGCGUGCAGCGGUGUAAUCACAAGGGACAAACAUUUCAGGUCGGUACAACCAUCCAAGACAAGCCGUGUGACAUUUGUACGUGUCAGCGGAAGCCUAACACCCUCAACCAAUCACAAGUGUUUUGUCACCGCACGUGCUCCCAGACUUCAACAACGUCCCCAACAACCCCAAAGAUAACACGACAAACAAGAAUCUCUUCCACGGAGGAGUCCACAACAUCAAAGAAAACAAGCCCAACAAUAAGGCUAUCAGCUAAGGAAUCAACAACAACGUCAAAGAUAAAAGGCCCAACAACAACAACAACAUCGAUAUCUACAAAAGAGUCGACAGCAUCAAAGAUAACAAGUCCGACAACGCUCUUACCAGGCAACAAAGAAACUAAACCAACAAAUCCAUCUCAAAUAAAACUACCAUCAACGACGUCCACAAAAGAAUCAUCUGCAACAUCAAAGGCAAAACUUUCAACAACCACGGCUCCAAAACAAGAGUCUACAACAACCAACAUUCAGGGAGCACGUCCAACAACACCGACAUCCAAACAGGAGUCAACGUCAGCGUCAAAGAAAAUGAGUGGCGCAUCGACAUCAUCCACAAAAGAGUCAACAACAGCAAAGAUAAAAUCUCCGAUAACUCUCCCAACAGGCUACAAGGAAACUACAUCAACAAACUCAGCUCAGAUAAAACAAACAUCAACGACAUCCACAAAAGAGUCAACAGCAACAUCAAAGGCAAAUCUCUCAACAGCAACGGCCCCGAAGCAAGAGUCUACAACAACAAGGAUAACACACCCAACAACAUCAAUAUCCAAACAGGAGUCAAUUUUAUUAUCAAAGAAAAUUAGCGGUCCAUCAACAGCAUUCACAAAAGAGUCAACAACAGCAAAGAUAAUAAUUCCGAUAACAUCCACGACAUCCCCAAAAGAAUCAACAGCAUCAUCAAAAAUACAAAAUCCAACGACAACGAAACCCACAAAAUCGAAGAUAACAAGUCCGACAACGUACCCACCAGGCUAUAAAGAAACUACACCGACAAACCCAGCUCAAAUAAAACUAUCAUCAACGACAUCCACAAAAGGAUCAACAGCAACAUCAAAGGCACAACUCUCAACAACAACGGCUCCGAAACAAGAGUCUACAACAACAACCAACACACAGGGAGCACGUCCAACAACACCGACAUCCAAACAGGAGUCAACUUCAGCAUCAAAAACAACGAGUCGUGCAUCAAACACAGCCGCAAAAGAGUCAAAAACAACAACAAAGUCAACAAGCCCGAUAACAUUCCCACCAGGCAACAAAGAAACAACAUUAACAAACUCAGCUCAAAUGAAACUGACAUCAACGACGUCUACAAAAGAAUCAACAGCAAGAUCUAAGAUAACUAGCCCACCAUCAACAAAAUCCGCACAAACGUUGACAACAGCAUCAAAGAAAACAAGUAUAGCAUCAACGACAGCCACAGAAGAGACCAGUACGGAACCAAAGAUAACAAGCCCUACAACAGCGACAGCCGCAAAAGAGUUAACAGCACCAAAGACGACAAGCUCUACGGCAGUUACAUCCACAAAAGGGUCCGCGUCAGUUUCAAAGAUAACGCUCACACAAGGAUACAGUUCGACGACACCAACAAACCCAGCUCAACUGCAACAAACAUCCACGACGUCUGCACAGGGGUCGACAGCAACAUCAAAUACAUCACUCCCGCCAUGGACAAAAUCCUCACAAAAGUCCACGACAACGUUAAAUAAAGCAAGCCUAGCAUCAUCGACAUCCAGAAAAGAAUCAACAACAACAUCAAAGAUAACGAGCCCGACAACAACUACGUUUACCCGGACAUCACUCCCGCCAUGGACAAAAUCCUCACAAAAGUCCACGACAACAUUAAAGAAAGCAAGCCUAGUAUCAUCGACAUCCAGGAGAGAAUCAACAACAACAUCAAAGAUAACAAGCCCGACAACAACUACGUUUACCCGAAAGGUCACAACUUCCACAGCAGGUCCUUCUGGCUGUGUAUGGAGCAACUGCUCCUGUACCAAGACAUGCGCCGACCUCGCCGAACCUAAAAUAGAAAGGUGCACUGAGGAAACCUGUAAGCCCGGCUGGGCAUGCCAACCAGGUUUGGUCUUACUCAAUAACAAAGCAGUAUCACCUGUUCUGGAGUGUCCGUGUUACCACAAUGAAACGUUUUACAAGAUCGGCCAAAAGUUUGAAAAUGGAACAUGCAGCUCGUGUAUGUGCCUCGGCGAUUCUGUUAUCUGCACGCAGACCUGUAAUAUCAAGGCAUGUCAGGAGGGUGAGGAGCUUCUUGACAAACCUGGAAAAUGUUGCUUUUGCCGCAAGAAAUCAACUGUGAUGAUUUCUACGACCACUCCUGCCAUUUCCAAGGGAGGAGUGGCACCAAAGAACUUGACGACAGUUUACGCAAAGACAAAUGUUCAGACAACGUCUUCCAUCUUAACGUUCUGGAAAACAGUGACGCCAAAAACAACAGCGUCCACCGCGAGGCGAACAGGAUCAGCCCCUGAGACAAGCACGGCAUAUAUAAACAAAAGUUCCCAACCCACUGUCACGUCAAGGCCAAACAUGUCUAAACCUACAUCAAUAGCGUCACCAGAACCAGCGACCGAAGUCCAGAUCGAGCGAUGCAAUGUUCACACAGAAAAUACCAGCAUCGUUGACGAGUUUGGCUGCUCUAACAUUCUUCCAAUUACUCAGACGUCUUGCCAGGGUUCUUGCGGCUCAAGCGCAGUUGCAAAUGUAACUUCACCAUGGAUCCAGGUCGAUUGUUUCUGUUGCAAGCCCAAGAAUCUUAGGGCCAUGAGCGUUCCCAUGAGAUGCUCGGAUGGUGGCGUGAAAGGGCUCAAUUACCUUAUUAUAACCGAAUGUGGCUGUGAGGCUUGUGAAAGCCAUGGUUACAAGACAAAACUAAGACUUCUAGUGGGGACCAUGUUUGAGAAUGUCACUAAGGAAGCAGAUGACGAAAUUGUGCGUUAGCCAUGCAGCAGACUCGAAGCUAGUAGUAGCUUCAAGGCAGCUUCGAGAAAAAUAUAUCAAUUUGCUUUUAAAUAAUCAUCAUUUUGUUCGUAAUUGAGUUUGGUAUGCAAGAUUCAGAAUUCUCUUGUAAAAUAGUUUAAUUUAAAUUAGACAUGACUAACGUGCAAUUUGAUCUAUUUAGUUGUGACAAAAUUGCUACGAAUACUGGAAAAAGCUUUGCCUCUAAAUUGUGCACAUUUCUGAUAAAUCCACAGUGGUAAGUUAUAUAAUCGCCAAUUCCGAUUCUAGGUUCAGUAGUGUAUCUUAUGAAUAUUCAGUGUAACUGAAAAGAUUCCGGCAUAGUACACGGAUUGUUAGAUCACCCAAAUAUAUAUUUUUUUAGUUUGGACUAAUCUUUGGAACUUUUUCAAAGCCAUGAUGGCCGGAUUUACCAGCUUUAGUGUUGUAAAGCGCCCAACUGGUUUCUGGGAGGUCAUGGUUCGAGUGCCUUCUAGGAAUCAAGAUUUGUCUUUGUUCCACGCUCGUGACAUAAAAAAAAAUUAAUUAAACUUAUGAUUAGUUACGUAUUUACAAAGGGUAACUUAGUAUCAUUAGACCUUAAGACGCCACAUUAAAAUUCGAUUUUCAUCAGUUAUCAUGGUGAUUGAAUAAAAUAAAGAAAUUUUACAAACAA